This is a messenger RNA of Juglans microcarpa x Juglans regia, 897 nucleotides long. RefSeq names its product auxin-responsive protein SAUR64-like. The coding region runs from base 139 to 573 and encodes 144 amino acids. The transcript has a single exon. NCBI's taxonomy places the organism in Eukaryota, Viridiplantae, Streptophyta, Magnoliopsida, Fagales, Juglandaceae. The record is from RefSeq and is a predicted model, not a curated record. Gene Ontology annotation, biological process: response to auxin.
UGCUGUCUAACCUGGUGGAUAUAUAUCAUAACCAUCUAUGUCUUCCCACAAAGCACUAGAUCCAGAAUCUGAAACAUCAAACCUCUAGUACUCCUCUUACUUGUUGCUUAUUCAGAACCCUCACUCUAAGCUGCAGCCAUGAUCAACCCAAAAAGGCUAAUCCCAAUGGCAAAGAAGUGGCAAAGAAUGGCUGCAAAUAAGCCUAAGAGGAUUUCAUGUCCAAAAAGUGAUGUAGGUUUGCAGUCUUCAGUGGCCAAUAAAGGCCAUUUUGUUGUAUACACCACUGACAAUAAAAGGUUUGUGGUUCCCUUGGAAUAUCUCAGCAAGAAUGUCUUUAGGGAGCUCUUGAGAAUGUCUGAGGAGGAGUUUGGACUACCCAGCAAUGGACCAAUCAGAUUGCCUUGUGAUAGUACUUUAUUGGAGUAUGUUAUUUAUUUGGUUCAAGCACACAUGGCUGAAUAUCUGGAGAAGGCUUUGCUCACUUCAAUGGCAAAGUGUCACUGCUCCUGCUCGGCUUCAUAUUGCAUUGCUUUAGGACAGAACCAACAGCAACCCCUUAUUAACGGCUUUUGAAGGAAUGCCCAUCUCUAUAUUCUUUUGGAAUUCUUGUAUUAUGCAGAAGAAGAUCACUCGGUUCUGUAAAUUUAGCAGCAGGAAAUUUUGUUACAUGAUGAACAUUUCUUCAUAAGAUGUUAUUAACCGUUAAAUAGUUCGUUAUAAACAUCCUUGUGCUGUAUUGAACAUAUGUUCUCCCAAAGAUGUUGCUAGAGCAUUGCAACUAUGGAAGCAAGGCUUUGUUUCUAGGGUUUGGUUUGGGUUCCUGUUAAUGACAAAUGAAUUCAGGUUUUGGAUGGUAGGCCUUAGGAUGAUGAGCUUAGAAUCUCAGUUGAGCUGAAA